AGCGAGGUCGAUGGGGGCCAGGAUGGCUCCGGUCAACAAAGUGCGGCCCAGAAUGCAGGCGAGGUGGGCCCAUUGAACAACGUCCCGGAGAACAACGGCUACGCUGCUCCGGAGGGCCAGCUCCAGGGGGGUCAGUCCCAGGCGAGCGCCGAGGAAGAGACUGCUGGCGCUCCUCAGGCUGCCGCCGGUGCCAUCUCUGCUGGUGCGCAGGGGGGCAGUCAGGGGGUGCUGGGGGUGGUGCCGCAGCCGACCGAGUACCUGCCGCCCCCAACCGAGGCUGCCCUACCGGACAUCGACGUCCGGACCAGCCUGCCGCAGGUAGUCCAGGCACAGAUUGACGAGGCGAUCCGCAACGCUUUCGUGACGGAUAACUCGCUUUCGGAGGAGGUGCCUGCGAUCGAGCCCUCGCUUCUAAUGGACCCGUCGCCGACCGUGCUUACAAUCACGAUACCCGACCCGCCCGUCGCCACGGAGACCGUGACGCCGACGGCAGCGUCGUCUGGCGAGACGGCGGUGGCGCCACCUGCACCGCAGUUCGACGGCCAGGCCGUGUUCGGCGACCGACUGCGGCCACCCACCGAGGAAUAUCUUCCUCCGACGCGUGGACGGCAUGGAGGCGCGGCAUCCGGUGCGUCCCGGGCCACGGACGCCGUAGGACCCGCCACCUCACCGCCCGACACUGCGCUUGACAGCACCUCCACCGUCGCGCCGGACACCCGACCUCCUGAGACGGCCCCCGCCCCGCCCGCCUCCCCGUCCCGCUCUGAGGCCCCGUCCUACCAACCGUCGGCCCCGGGUCCCCAGUCGGCCGCCCUCCUCAGCUCGGUCGGGGACGGGCGGUCGGGGGGUGCCGCCGACACCUCGCGCGGGGUGUCCGGCUGGGGUUGGCCGGACUUCAGUGAUGAGGCCCUGGCCAAUACGUUCAUGGACGUGAUGGAGAAGACGCGGAAGAAGCUGGAUACGGCGGAAGAAGCGGCGCCGAGUGAUGGCGAGGCUGUGUCCCACGAGAUGGUGAGCGUAUCCGAUCCGGACGUAUUCGUUUCCCGCAACACCAGCGCCGACCUGAUGAUCAAGGGCAUGCAGCAGCACGAGGUCCACGACCUUGAGCAGAAGAGCAUGCUGGAGACGGUAGGAGGUCUCUGGGCCAGGGUCCUCUGAGAACGCGGAGGGGCCAAGCCAGACGGAAAGCUUGGCGGACGGAGAUCCGAACUUGUUCGACCCACGGCGUCUUCCCAGCGGCGCUGUCGCUGGGGAUGCUCAGGUGGUGACAGACCUCUCCAAGCGGGUGGCAGCUCCGCUGGACGACAGCCUGGUCGUAGGAGAUGUACUCGAGUCCAUAGCGUCUCUCCAGCCCGAUGUUCUGAAGGGGUUGAUGACAGGACGCGAGGCAGGACUUCUGGAGCAGUCACUUGACGCCGGGCCUGUCACAGAGGAUGUCAGCUAUGCAGUGGACCAGACCAAUACGGAGCCCCCGGCUGCUACGCCACUGGACACGCAGAACCCGCGCCCAGCGAGCGUAGAGUCUUCCACCUCUGAGAGCGGGUCAUCUGGGGCCGAUUUACCUCACGCCACUCUAGCAGGAGGGACUGCGUUCAGCAAUGACCCCAUCGCAGCACCUGUCUUCGACUUCUCCAGCAACACCGACUUUUCCAGCAGCGAACCGCCCUUCACAACCACAAUCCAGACGAUCCAGGACACCUUCGACCAGAUGCUGCCGCUGUCUCUCGGUGGGCGCUCACCGUCGACCAGCGCGCUCUUCCGAGUGUCGUACGACGUGGAUCCGGGCUCAGUAACUCCUGGCCACUCUGGCAGCCUGGCCGACGAUGCGUACUCGAACAUGUCGGGCGAUGGAGGGUUCGGGAUGAGGGUGGCCCAGACGCAGAGGCGGGAUAAUGCUGUUGGUGUAGAUGGGAGAUCCGUUGAAGGAAUAACGACGGCUGUGAGUGAAAAUGCCAUCAACGAUGGGCCUUCGGCGCAGGCGCGGGUCGACAACAGUCCAUGGGUCUUCGCAAAUAAUCUUAAUAGCAUGACAGAAGCAAAGUUCUUGAGCUCCGAUUCUUUCUCAGAUGAAACCAACGUGAAACCAUAUUUACCCAUUCAGAAUAUGGGUCUCGCAAAUAAUGUUGAGGCUAUGAUCCCUGCAACCUUCGGGGCAAGAUCUUCCUGGGCCCCUGAUGGCUUAGUUUCGGUUCAACAAAGCGUGAACAAAAUUUCCCAAGCGCCCAAGAUACCUUUAGACCUGGUGAGUCAGUCACAAAAUAAAGUUAAUGCAGAACGCAUCGUUAACACUGCCCGAAGCAAUGCCGGUACCUUCGGCGACUCUCAACUCACGGAGUCGAUCACUCGCAAACUAGUGAGUAAUUCAGCAGCAGACACAACCUCGCCGGGCCCUGGCUCACACCCAGCCUUCCACGCCGACGGCUAAUCCUGUUCAAGAGUCGGUGGACGAGCUCCUCCUGCAGGUGGAGCGGCAGUUCCAGGGCCUGGAGCUGCGGAAAGUGGGCAGUGCCACGGCGGUGGACCAGCACAAUCGGGAGCGUUCCCCGCUUCUCCAAGUCCUGGAGGAACUGGGGCUGUCGGAGGAACCCUUCCGACAAGGCAGCGCCUGGACGCGCGUUGCUCGCUCCGGGUCGCCAGAGGAGGAGACUGACCCUGAAAACACGCCACAAGACCGAGUCCCAGCAGCAUCACAGGAGGUCAGAGCCUCGAUGUCUCCAGGCCGGAGGACGAAAUAUGAAAGGAGACGCACGAUGCUCGGAAACGAGGAUGUUUAUCAACGUGAUAACAGCUUGGAUCAAGUGGAAAAAACUUCUGAAGCCCAUGGCCUUAUGAUGGCAGAGUCGAAGACGAGCAGUGAAGUAACUUCUGAUCAGCAUGAAAAGCGGGUUUACGACCUCUUCACCCGUAGGGAGAAGCCAAGACUGAACUUCCACAGCAAUUUAGGUGCUCAGACAUCGAUAAAGCAUGUCGCCCCGACCCCGCGGCGCGAGACCAACCAUCUCGGGUCAUCGCACACACUGCCAUACUCUGGUCUCAGGCGUCUACGUUCCUUCAGCAGCGAAAGUGCCGAGCCAUUUUCGUUCAGUUUCUCGUCUGACUGACAGCGAUCGUUCAUUCUCCGCCGCCGACCGCUCGUCCUCGGCCGACGAGGGCGGGAACGAGCUUCCGUACGAGUCCACCCACUACCUUGACGAACCCGACGUCAAACGCUCACCGGUCCCCCUCUAUUACUCUGUGUAUGGACAGGGCUUUCGUGGACGAGCAGAGCCUGAGCCAGUCCAAGCCGUCGAGCUAGCCGCCGACCAAUCGCAAGCGACCUUCGACGUCACCACAUCCGCUAGCGACCAAU
Molecule: messenger RNA, 3349 nt
Organism: Pollicipes pollicipes
Lineage: Eukaryota; Metazoa; Arthropoda; Thecostraca; Pollicipedomorpha; Pollicipedidae
Product: actin cytoskeleton-regulatory complex protein PAN1
Source: RefSeq, a predicted model, not a curated record